GCUUAAAGAAGAGAGGAGAUGUUUGUGUAAGUUGGAAGACUAGAAGAAGGAAGUUCUUGAACAGCCACCUUUAGGAGACCUCAGUCCAUCCUCCUUUCCUUCUGAAAGGAAAGUGGAGCAUUUUCAAGACCGGAUUUACAUUUUUGUGAGGAUGAUCCCCAGGGGUGAGUGGCCGCGUUGGGCGUGGUGGAAGAGAUGACGCCAGAUGGGCAGCAGAAGCAGCACAAAGACUCCUGGGAAUCCUUGGAACCACAUCUGGAUCUUUCAGGCUGCUGUUCCGGGUCUCCAUCCGCCGUCCUUCCUCCUUGUCUCCACUCGUGAAGCUCUGCCCCCUCUGAGCUGCCUGUCAGCAUGGCCAUCUCGUCACGACUCGCUCUCUGGGAGCAGAAGAUUAGGGAAGAGGACCGGAGCCUCCCGUCCGCCUCCCCGCCUUUGCCUUUCUCCAUCAUUCCUGGGGGGUUCAUCAAGCAGCUCGUGCGGCAGAACGAAAAGGAGUCCAAGGCGCUGAGGCUGAAAGAGGAAGUUGCCUCGGAUUCCCAGGAAGAUCCUCCCGGGAAGCCGGAGGUGGGGCCCGUGCAGCAGUUUGUGAUCAAGGAGGACGACCGCUUGGAAGAGGGGGGCAGCAUGACCAGCAGCAGGGGGCAGCUGACACAGGGCAGGCUGAACGGGGAGAAGCCAUCGGCGGAAGGGAGGGUUGCCCUCCCGGAGAAGAAGACGCUGCCCUUCAGGAUAGGCCCCCCAAGGAGGAACGCCAAGCUCUUUGGGCCCGAUCCGGCUCCAGCUGCUCCCCCCAAAGUGGAAGAGAAGGCCCCCCUGGCCGCAGCGCCUGCUGCAGAAGCAAGCGAAGGCCCGCCGGACUCCAGGCCUGGCACGGCAGCUGCCCGGGGCAAAGGCCUCGAGAGCCCCAGGAAGGAGAUGGCCCAGGGAAGGACCAAGCCGGGCAGGGGGGCAAGAGGGACGGGGAAGAGGAAAGAGACCGGGGCAGAUGGAGAGGAGCUGGGAGAGGAGAGAGGGAAGGGAGAGGGGGAAGGGGACGUGGCCGAAGGCAAGAAGGGGCCAGGAGAGGCGUUGGCAGCUGCCAGCCAGGAGAGGGGAGAUGCCAGGAAGGGGCCUGAGGAAGCCCAGCAAGCAGAGGCUCCGGCUGGAGGAGGGGGGGAGCAGGGACCCCCUGGAACAGCAGCAGGGGUUGAGGGGGGCCUGGAAGAAGCAGCGAAGGUCUUGGCAGGAGAAGGACGAGAGGAUCCGGAAGAGAGUCCCGAUUCCAGCCAGGUCUCUGAGGACAUCUGGUUUGAAACGGAGAAAGUCUGGCUGGUUCAGAAGGAAAACUUUGCUCUUGCCACUGAGCUGAGGCCAGACGUGGGCACUCCGGAGCUGCCUCCAGGAACCGUGCGUGCUCGCCUGGACGCCGAUGGCUCCAUUGUGGAGGUGGACGAAGAGGAGGUCCAGAAGGCCAAUCCAUCCAGCCUGGACUGCACCGAGGACCUGGCUGCGCUGGUCAGCCUGAAUGAGGCGAGCGUCAUCCACGUUCUCCGCCAGAGGUGCCAGGCACAGCUGCCGUACACAUUCGCUGGCCCUCACUUGGUGGCCCUCAGGCUGGCUCCCUCUUUGGCCAGCAGCUCCAGAAAGGCCUUCCAAGGCAGGAGGGAUAGGAUGUCUCCGCACAUCUUUGCGGUGGCGCACAGGGCCUACUGGCGCAUGCUGAUGCAGAGGCAGGACCAGGCCAUUGUGCCCCUGGGCAGAAGCAACACGGGAAAGACGGCCGCUUGCCAGAGCAUCCUGGAGUACCUUGUGGCCACCGCAGGCAGCGUGGACAACCGGGUCACAGUGGAGAAGAUCCAGGCCGUGUUCACGGUGCUCAGAGCCUUUGGCACAGUACCCGCUGGGCCUAAUGGAGCCUCCACCCGCUUCUCCAUGGUCAUGGCGCUGGAUUUCAGUGCCUCUGGGCAUGUAACGGCUGUCCAUCUCCAGACGAUGCUGCUAGAAAGAGCCCGGGUGGCGCAGCAGCCCGAGGGAGAGGGCACCUUCAACGUCUUCUCGCAGAUGCUGGCAGGGCUGGACUUGGACCAGAGGUCAACUUUGCAUCUGCAUCAGAUGGCAGAGAACAGCUACUUUGGCAUCAGAGCCAGCCUCAAGGGAGAAGAGAAGCGGGAGGCUGUGGCCGCCUUUGCUCAGCUCCAAGCUGCGCUGGGCACCCUGGGAGUCGAGGCGGCUGAGCAGGAAGCGCUCUGGCGAGUCUUGGCUGGCAUUUAUCACCUGGGGGCUGCCGGUGUCUGCAAAGUGGGCAGGAAACAGUUCCUGAAGUUUGAGUGGGCCAACCGGGCAGCGGAUGUCUUGGGCUGCGAGGCGGAGGAGCUGACCACGGCUGUCUUCAAACACCACCUGCAGCGGAUCCUUGAUCAGGUCACCACUGGAGCCGGCCUGGAGGAGCCAUCCGAUGGACCCAAGCUGAGUGGGGUGGAGUGCCUGCAGGGCAUGGCUGCUGGUUUGUACGAGGAGCUGUUUGCAGCCGUGGUGAUGCUGAUCAACAGGUCCUUCUCCUCCAGCCACCUCUCCAUGGCCUCCCUGAUGGUGGUGGACACCCCCGGCUUCCUCAGCCCCCGGCACCAGAAGGGAGAGCGGGCAGCCACCUUUGAGGAGUUCUGCCACAACUACGGGCAGGAGCGGCUGCAGGGGCUCUUCUACACGGCCUCCCUGGAGUCCGAAGUGGGCAGAUACCGGGAGGAAAGCGUUGAGGUGCCUUUUGAACUGCCUGAACUCUCCCCAGCCGCCACGGUGGCCCUGGUAGAUCAGCACCCGUCCCAGAUGCUCCUCUCUCCCGGGGGCCCCUCGGAGGGCCCCCAGGGCCUGCUCUGGAUCCUGGAUGAGGAGGCCCUGGUCCAGGGCUCCAGUGACAGCAGGGCCCUCGACCGCCUGUGCUCUGCCUUCGGGAAGGAAGAGCAGGGAGUCCUGCGCAGGUGUGAGCAGCCCCUGCAGUUUGAGGUUGCUCACCGACUGGGCAAGGACCCCGUCCGCUACGAUGCCACCGGCUGGGUGAGCAAAGCCAAGUGGAACCUCUCUGUGCAAAAUGCCAUCCAGCUGCUGCAGCGGUCCACGAUAGGGUCUCUGAGGAAAGUCUUCCUGCCACGCGCUCACGUGCCCCUGCUCUGCCGGUCGGUGGCGGGCUGGGAGGGCCACUCGCAACAGGCCCUGCAGCGCAUUGGCUGCGUCAGGAAGACCUUCACCAGCAGCUUUGCCACCAUGAAGAAGAGGUCGGUCUGUGCCCAGAUCAAGCUGCAGCUGGACGCUCUCAGCAAUCUAGUCAAGCGGUCUCAGCUCCACUUUCUCCACUGCCUUGACCCCGGAAUGCCGGAAGAGCCUCGACCCCCCACCGAGGCCUCGGAAGCCGCCCCAGGACCGGCCUGGGACAUUCCCACCCUGCGCGCCCAGCUCUCCGGCAGCCUGAUCCUGGAGGCCCUGCGGCUCUACAGAAUCGGCUAUGCGGAUCGCAUGGAGCUGGCCCAGUUCCGGCGGCGUUUCCAGGGCUUGGCUCAGCCAGAGAUGAGGAGGUUCACCUCAGCCUAUGAGCUGACGGAUGAGAAGAAGGCCCUGGAGGAGCUCUUCCGAGCCCUCGACUUGGAGAAGAAGAGCCUGGCGGUGGGCCACACUCAGGUCUUCCUGAAGGCCGGCGUCCUUCUGCGGCUGGAGAAGCAGCGAGAGAAACUGGUGUCCCAGAGCCUGGUCCUGCUCCAGGCGGCCUGCAGGGGUCUCCUGUCCCGCCAGAGGUUCCAGAGAUUAAAGAUUCAGGGCCUGGCUGCCCGAUGCAUCCAGAAGAACCUGGCCGUCUACCGAGCCGUGCAGAGCUGGCCGUGGUGGCAGCUGAUGUGUGGCAUCCGGCCACUCCUGACCAUCAGCCUGGCAGAAGGCCAGCUCCAAGUCAAAGAGGAGGAACUUGCAAUGCUCCAAAAGAAGUUGGAAAAUUCAGAAGUUUCUCGCCAGGAGCUUCGGCAGAACACCGAAUUGCUGGAAACCAAGGUCAUAGACCUCACGGCAGAGCUGUCGGAUGAGCGCUUGAAAGGAGACGUGGCCUGCCGGGUACUGGAUGCAGAACGGGCCGAGAGGCUGCGGGCAUCGAAGGAGGCCAAAGAGCUGCAGGGCAAACAGCUCCAGCUCCAGAAGCGGCUGGAGGAGGCCGAAAAGCAGCUGGGGGAAACACAGCAGCAGCUUCAGCUCCGUGAGAUCGAGGCCAACAGCUCUGCAAAAGGGGACGAGUGGCAGAUGCGCCUGGACUGUGCAGAGACCGAGACGGCAUUUCUGCGGAAAAGGAUCGCCCAGCUGGAAGAGAGGCUGCAGCGGGAGCAGCAGUCCAAAGCGGACGUGGAGCAAAAGCUCAGCCAGGUCCAGCAGCUGUACGGGGAGGCCAGGCGGACGGCCCAGCAACUGAAGCGGAAGUGCAAGCAGCUGACCUGCGAACUGGAGGACACCCGGGUGCUGAUGGAGAACCAGCAGAUCCGCAACCACGAGCUGGAGAAGAAGCAGAAGAAGUUCGACCUGCAGCUGGCCCAGGCGCUGGGGGAGUCGGCCUUUGAGAAGAGCCUCCGUGAGAAAGUGGCUCAGGAGAACUCCAGCCUGCAGUUCCAGCUGGGCAGCCUGCGGCAGAGCCUGGAGCGAAAAGAGUCAGACAACAAGGGCCUCGGCCAGCGGGUCACAGCGCUCAGCUCCCAAGUGGAGGGGCUCAGCAACACAGCCAACCUGGAUGCCGAUGGCCCAGCCGCCCUGCAGAAGAAGCUGUGGGACCUCGAAUCCAGGGCCUCGGAGCAGCAGCAGGAGCUGAGCCAGCAGACAAAGGCUGUUCAGCAGCUGGAGCAGCUUCACCUGAGAUUGGAGCUGCAGCUGGAGCGGGCGAAGCAGAUUCACCGGAAGGAGCUGGAAGAUAAGGAGGAGGAGCUGGAGGACACCCGCACAUCCUGCCAGAAGCGGCUUCGCCAGCUGGAGAUGCAGUGGGAACAGGAGUGUGACGAGAAGCAGGCCCUCCUGCGCGAGAAGCGGGAUUUGGAGGGCCUGGUGGCCACCCUCUGUGAGCAGAUUGGCCAUCGGGACUUCGACGUGGAGAAGCGACUCCGGCGCGACCUGAAAAGGACCCACGCCUUGCUAGCCGACGUCCAGCUGCUGCUGGAGACCUCCGGGGCAGACCCAGGCCCAUCAGGAAGCCAGGAGGAGUGGGCCAAGCUCCACAGCCAGUGGGAAGACAGCGCAGCCAGGUGUGCCGAAGCCCUGGAGUCUCAGAAGAUGUUGUCACUCGAGGUGGAGAAUUUGCACUCGGAACUGGAGACGGCCACCAGGAACAAAAACUUGGUGGACGAACAGCUGUACCAGCUGCAGCACGAGAAGGCCGACCUGCUCAAGCGCAUCGAGGAGGACCAGGAUGAUCUGAACGAGCUGAUGGCGAAGCACAAAGCCCUGAUUGCACAGUCGGCCACAGACCUCGCCCAGAUCCGAGAACUGCAGGGGCAGCUGGAGGAGGUGAAGAAGGAGAAGCAGGCCCUGCAGGAGAGACUGCAGGCGGCCCAGGCCAGGCUCUCCUACCUGGAGCAAGCGAUGGUGGAGCGCUCCAUCGUCAGUCGCCAGGAGGCCCUGAUCUGCGACUUGGAGAACAAGAUGGAGUUCCAGAGCAUCCAGGUCAAGCGGUUUGAGGCACUGGUGCUCCGUCUCCGGGACCGCGUGAUCAGGAUGGGAGAGGAGCUGGAGAAGGCGAAGGAAAGCGAAGCGCGCGAGAGGGAGAACGCCCACUACUGCCGGCUGCGGCUGGAGGAGAUGAAGGCCGACAUGAGCGAACGGGCGCAGAGGGAGCUGGAGGCCAGUCGCAAGCGGGUGGACCUGGAGAAGCAAGUGGACGAGCUCUCGGCGGUCAAGCAGACUCUGCAGGCGGACCUGGAAACCUCGAUCCGGCGCAUUGCAGACUUGCAGGUGGCUUUGGAAGAGGUGCAGUCGAGCGAUGAAGGCGAGACGGAGAGCAUCCAGACAGCCCAGGAUUCCCAUGGUGCACGGCAGGAGACGGAGAGUCAGCUGAGUCUGGCUUCAAGUUCAUCGCUGAGCUUAAAUCUGGAGUCUGAAGGAAGCGUCCGGUCGUGGCUGGAGACGGGGUCAGGUUGGACGUCCCCAUCGGCUCCCAGUCUGGCUGGAAGCAGCUCUCAGCUCUCGGUGGACGGCCGGAGCCUCCCGAGCCUGAGGGCGAACAAAGACCAAGAGAAAAGCUGGCAUUCAACCUCCUUGCUAAGUGCGAAAAGGAAGGGCUACGGACGGUGUGGAGGAGACCCGGAAAGCCCUCCCGUUGGCUCUCUGAGGCGUGACUCUGGGCGGCCCCAGGGCGGCCCCAAGUCAGAGGCUGCUGUGUCCCUCUCCGCAAGGAGGCCGGUGUCCUCUCCGGCCCCAGCCAAAGAGACGCUUCCUUUCUCUCCCUUCCCAAGCAGAAAACUCUCUCCUUCGGCGGAGGAGGACCGGCUGCCCCUGUCCUCCUCUGCGCUCUCUGAGUACGUGGAAGGGCUGCGGAGGGAGCGGCUGAAGGCUCAGGCGCCUUUGGAGGAGGCCUCCUCCUUGCCCAUUUACCAAACGACCGGGGCUCCCUUCCUCAGGAGACGCAGGACCCUGAAGGACAACGAAGACUUUCAAAUCGACCUGGAGGAGCUUGGUGCAAACCCUGGAGUUGACCUGGUUCGCUCCUCCAGUCUGAGAAGCAUCUCGUCGGAUUGUGGGCUGCGGCCGUCCUUCUCCCCAGUCCUGAAAAGGGCCUCCCGCUUUGGCUCCUUCGACUCCCUCGUGCAGAACACCGAGGACCCUUACGCCAAAGUUGCCUCUCCGAUCCUGGGUGGGGACGUGGUCGGCCCGUCGCGGCCGAUGCCAUGGAGAAGCUGCCUGGAGCCCUCCUUGGAAGAAAGCCUGGAUUUCGGGAAGGAGCCCCUGACGUUCCAAAGCAAGAGGCUGGGGGAGAUUCCAAGUGAAGGAAAGGAUCCCUUUCCUUGCAAAAUACCAACGCUAAGUUACGAGCGAAAAACAGAGGCUGACUUGGACGACUUCCUGCCUGCCAUCCGGAAAGCUCAGUCCACCAGUAGCCUGUCCAGAGGCCCCAAGGAGAGGAAGGAGGGACAGCGGCCCCCCAGUGUCCAUUUUGAAGACCACAUUGCCCCUCAGCGCACUUUCCUGUCUGAGAUAAAGACCGUUUUAUCCCCACAGUGGAGAGCUAAGGAGGAACCCGGCAAGCUCUCCGACUCCGACUCCUCUUCUUCAGGCUCGGCGAUGUCUUUCAAAAGCGCCGACAGCAUCAAGUGCCGGCCCAGAGUCCGAAGGCAGGACGGGGAAGGCUGCGUGGGGGGCCAAGGGAGCGUGGAAGGGGUGAAAGUGGACCCACGGUCCGAGGCCGAAGGGAAAGAAGACGAUGUGACCAGCAUCAUGAUGAAAUACCUUGGAAAAGAGUAAGGGCUUCAGCAACGGCAUGAAAAACGGAUCUGCAAGCAGGUUUUCUUCUGUGGAUGAUGGUUUCUCCCCCACUGGUGCUGCCAGAACCAUAAUGCACAACCGUGGGUGUGCCUAGGUGUGAAAGAGACGAAUGUGCAGGCCUUCCCCAUCGGGAGCCGUUUGGGGAGCUCUCUUGGAUUGACGCCAAAUAAAACAUUUUGGUUCUUGGA
Messenger RNA from Crotalus tigris (Tiger rattlesnake), 7658 nucleotides. It is a transcript of the gene MYO18B, whose product is annotated as myosin XVIIIB. Gene Ontology annotation, cellular component: myosin complex. The coding region runs from base 352 to 7449 and encodes 2365 amino acids. NCBI's taxonomy places the organism in Eukaryota, Metazoa, Chordata, Lepidosauria, Squamata, Viperidae. Gene Ontology annotation, molecular function: ATP binding; protein binding; cytoskeletal motor activity. The transcript is spliced from 45 exons. The record is from RefSeq and is a predicted model, not a curated record.